UUUUCUUUCAACGCAGAACUGGGCUGGUGGCUGGCUGCUUCAAUCAAAGGGAAGGGAGGCAGAGGGAAGGGAGGCUCUGCGGGGAGAGAUGUAAGAUGGCAGAGCUACAAAUGUUGUUAGAGGAAGAGAUUCCGGCCGGCAAAAGAGCGCUCGUGGAGAGUUACCAAAAUCUGACCAGAGUAGCGGACUAUUGCGAGAACAAUUAUGUUCAGGCCCAGGACAAGAGGAAAGCUCUGGAGGAGACCAAAGCCUACACCACCCAGUCCCUGGCCAGUGUGGCCUACCAGAUCAAUGCCUUAGCCAACAAUGUCCUGCAGCUGCUGGACAUCCAGGCCUCGCAGCUGCGGCGCAUGGAGUCAUCCAUCAACCACAUCUCUCAGACGGUGGACAUCCAUAAAGAGAAGGUAGCCAGGCGGGAGAUCGGGAUCUUGACCACCAACAAAAACACAGCGAGGACUCAUAAGAUCAUUGCGCCGUCCAACGUGGAGCGGCCGGUCAGGUACAUCAGGAAGCCCAUAGACUACACCGUCCUGGAUGAUGUCGGACAUGGAGUUAAGUGGCUAAAAGCCAAGCAGCAUGGAAACAAUCAGGCAGUCAGAGCAGGAACGCUAUCGAGGACCAACCCACCAACACAGAAGCCACCCAGCCCACCGAUGUCGGGGCGUGGCACACUCGGACGCAACACACCUUAUAAGACCCUGGAGCCGGUGAAGCCGCCGACGGUGCCCAACGACUACAUGACCAGCCCCGCUCGCCUGGGCAGCCAACACGGCCAGCAGAACAGCCCUGGACGUACGGCGUCACUCAACCAGAGGCAACGCACACACAGUGGAAGCAGCGGGGGCAGCGGCAGCAGGGAGAACAGCGGCAGCAGUGGGAUCGGCAUUCCCAUCGCUGUGCCUACGCCUUCCAUCCCCAACUCUGGACCAGUCCCGCCCAUGUUUGCCCCACCUCCCCCCCCGCCCCCUCCUCCUGUUCCUCCCAUGGCCGGGCUGGCCCCACCGCCUCCUCCAGCACCGCCUCCUCCUCCACCAUCAUCUCUAGUUGUGGCCGCUGGGCCUGGACUGGGUCCCGCUCCAGUAUCCCAGUUUGGAACCAUCUCACGGCAGAUUUCCCGACACAACCCCUCCAACUCUUCUGUCUCUAUGGUUUCGGCCACGGGCACCUACCGCCGGGCGCCGUCGGUCACUUCCCAGUUCUCCUUGCAGCAGCAGCAGCAGCAGCUACAGCAGCAGCAGCAGCCUCACAUUAAUGGAGGCACUCCAGGUUUCGGCCAGAACUCAAUGUCUGUCGCGCCGCCUCCUCCUCCUCCCCCCAUGCCCCAGCUGACUCCGCAGAUACCUCUGACUGGCUUUGUGGCCAGGAUGCAGGAGAGCAUUGCUGAUACUCCCACCCCACCUCCACCCCCACCUCCAGAUGACCUGCCCAUGUUCGAUGAUUCCCCCCCUCCCCCUCCUCCCCCGGUGGACUACGAGGAGGAGGAGGACGCCGCCGUGGUGCAGUACAGUGACCCGUAUGCCGACGGAGACCCGCAGUGGGCCCCCAAGAACUACAUAGAGAAAGUUGUUGCAAUCUACGACUACGCCAAGGACAAAAACGAUGAGCUGACGUUCAUGGAAGGCGCCAUCAUCUACGUGGUGAAGAAGAACGACGACGGCUGGUUCGAGGGCGUCUGCAACGGCGUCACUGGCCUGUUUCCUGGGAACUACGUGGAGUCCAUCAUGCACUAUGCCGAGUGAAAGGAAAGAUCUAUUUAUUCAGUCAUAUCUGGUGGAAGACAAAUAGACCCCGCCCCCUUUUUUAGGUAAUAAAAACAGAAUGUUCUCUCUCUUUUACUGGUUGCAAAUAAAAUAAAAAGUAAUUAGAUUACUCUGGUGUGAUGGAGAUGUGUGGUGACAUUUUGCCUGAACAAAGUUUCUCAAUGGAAGAGGAUUAGGGCCAAGAAAAGGAAAAGAAAUCUCACUUUAAUCUCAGAAAUCAGAUAUUUUUCUGAGAUUAAAGUCAGAAAUCUUUAUUUUUUCUUGUCAGUAGCCCUUAUCCUCUUCCGUUUUGAUGAAGCAAAUAAAAACACACCUUGAGUCUGAGCGUUUGUACAUAACGUUAGCCUCUGAGUCCUGAAAUGUAAAAAGAAUAAAUAAUCUGUGAAUGUCGAUAAGAUUCAGAUGCAGUUUAAAAAAAUACUGUAAACAAAUCAGCCUUGGCGUAGAAGCAUGCAAAUAUAAUAUAAUCCUUACUUUUUUGCCAUUAUGAUUCUAUUAAGUUGUUAAUGUGUUCACGUUUUUUAAUCUCAACUGUCGGAUCACUGAACUUUUUACUCCACAACCCUUUUCUCUGUUUUUGGAAUUUGAUUUUGUUAUCAUAAUUUGUAUGCAUUUAAAUCUUUUCCAUUAAAAUAAUUAGUUUUUAUAUUUUAAUGAAGCAUUUGAAUGAUAUGGAUUAGGGAUUGAUGGGAAACGUUUGGUCUGUCCUGAUCCUGCAGCUGAUUGGUUCACACGUUUUCUUUGGUUGGAUUUAUGAAUGCAUUCAGAUUAAAACCAUAAAUUAUUUAGUUUAUUUUUAAAUGAUCAGCAGUUUUUCUUGAGGUCUCUUUACGAGUUUUUCUUUGGAUUUUUGCAUCUUUUUCACUCCUUUAAAAAUAUUAAUCCAGGACUGGAGAGUAAGAUAUUUCUUUUUUUCAUUUUUCCUGCAAAAAAAUAACAACCUGUCUUAAAAGCUAAAAAAAAGUAUUUUGCACAGCAGCUCGAAUGGUUAUUAAAUAUGUUCUCAAGUGUUUCUGCAGCUUUAGCGGCUCCUGUCACACCUAGGAUCCAUCCUGGCAUAAAAACAAUCUAAACAUGUUCAGUUAGGAGAUUAUUGUCACAGUUAGCAGACAAGUCUCGAUAUUUCUCUUCUGCUCUCGAUGGGUUAUUUUAAAGUCUGUCCUACAUUUUCCUAUUUUUUAAGAAUAAAUCUUCAACUGAACAGAAAAGGAGUGAAAAGGCAGCAAAUGUCAAAGGAAAAGCAUCAGAGCUUCAGAAAAUCUGGAGAAAAGCAAACUGAAAGAUUAUUCAUUUGAAGAAAAAUGUCUUUAAUUAACAUAGAAAUCUGUUUAUGUAUUUCCUGGAAAAAGAUCUUAGAUGUUCAUUUUAAAUCCAGCGGCAGAUGAGUUUAUUAAAUCUAACACAAUCCGGUUUUGUCUGGAAUCAGCCUGUUAAUUUACUCCGAUCUGUGGGAUCCGUCAGUAGUUGUUUAGCAGAUUUAAUCUCUGAAAGGUGUGCAGUGAUUGUUGGCCAGACACUGCCAUGUGACAAUUCAGAUAAAGCAACUCUAAUACCUCCAAGCAACAAUUACCAUGUGAUCCUCGGGGGCUCGAACGCUCGGGUCGAACCAGACAUUAGGCGGUGCCGCUCAGGGAUCGCCUCCCUGCAGGAAAUUGCAGCUAAUGCCUUGAUUUUGUUUUCAUUUCCCAAAAGAAUCUAUUUUAUUUUUCUUGAGUGGGAGUCCUGAAUCCACCUCUCUGCUCAUUAUGUAUAUAUAAUGUUGAUUGAAAAUUAAUGUACAGUCUUUUAUAAUAAACAAAUCUAUGUA
Nothobranchius furzeri (turquoise killifish) is the source of this 3567-nucleotide messenger RNA. It is a transcript of the gene abi1a, whose product is annotated as abl-interactor 1a. Gene Ontology annotation, biological process: neuron migration. Lineage: Eukaryota; Metazoa; Chordata; Actinopteri; Cyprinodontiformes; Nothobranchiidae. Gene Ontology annotation, molecular function: signaling adaptor activity; cadherin binding; SH3 domain binding. The record is from RefSeq and is a predicted model, not a curated record. Gene Ontology annotation, cellular component: actin-based cell projection; SCAR complex; lamellipodium.